GCUGACGGUGGGAAAGGUGUGGAGUGACAGAUGACACAAAAAUGUGCACGACUGGGAGGCCAGAGAUCAGGACUCCCGGGGCGCUCCCCACUGGCGGGGCUGCCUUGGGGAGGCGACCCGUGACCUGGCCGAGGGGUCGAGCCUGCGUUAUCCCUCAGCCCAAAAUGAGGACGCCGUCCUGGCUGCUCUGCGGAGUGUCCAUCGCUCUUCCACUUCUUGUCCGAGCAGAUACUUGCAAGGACACGGAUAUGCAUCAUGAGGCAGCAUCAGCAGACCAGCCCUUUGCCUUCAAUUGUACAAACCCUCCGCUCACAUAUGGGGAAGUAAAUGUAGUGUGGUACCACCGUGCUGCUAGCAAAGCCCCCAUUUCCAAAGACAAUCAGUCUAGAAUUCACCAGGAACACACCUGGAUUUUGAUUCUUCCCCUGAAACUGGAGGACUCGGGCAUCUACCUAUGUGUUAUAAAGAAUGCCAACAACUGUGUCAGAAUAUGGAUGAACCUAACUGUUUUUGAAAAACAUUGGUGUGAUAAUUCCAGAAGGAGUCUACCCAACUUAUCAGAUGACUACCAACAAAUAUUACGUAUCGGACCCAGUGACAGUCUGACCUGUCAUCUGUACUUUCCAGAGACUUGUGUUUUGGGUCCAAUAAUGUGGUAUAAGGAUUGUAAAGAGAUCACAGAGACACGGUUUGUUCCUGUGGAAAUGAAGCUUGUUGUGUAUGAUGUCUCUGCAGAGGACAGCGGGAGCUAUGCGUGUGCAGCCGAGCUGACACAUGCCAGGAGAGCAUACAGGGUUCUGAACAGCAUCAACGUGAGCAUCGCAGGAAGAGUUGGAAAUGAAAGAAGAAUUCCUAAAAUAAUUUAUCCAAAAAACAAUUCCAUUGAAGUACAACUUGGCUCCACUCUCAUUGUGGACUGCAACAUAACAGACUCAAAGGAGAACACCAACCUGCGAUGCUGGAGGGUCAACAGUACUUUGGUGGACACCUACUACAAUGAAUCCAAACGCAUCAGAGAGGGAAUCGAAACCAAUGUUUCUUUUCUGGAACACAUUUUCUACACGGUAAACAUAACCUUCUUAGAAGUGAAAAUGGAAGAUUACGGACUUCCAUUCAUGUGUCAUGCUGGAGUGUCCACAGCCUACUUUAUGCUAACGCUCCCAGCUCCAGAUUUCCGCGCUUACUUGGUAGGAGGGCUGAUUGCUUUGGCCAUUGUGGUCACAUCUGUUCUAUGCAUCUACAAUUAUUUUAAGAUCGACAUUGUACUUUGGUAUCGGAGUGCCUUCAGUUCUACCAAGGCCAUAGAAGACGGGAAGCUGUAUGAUGCAUAUGUCUUGUACCCCAAGCCUCAAAAAGAAAGCCAGAGGCACGAUGUGGAUACUCUGGUGUUGAAGCUCCUGCCCGAGGUGCUGGAGAGACAGUGCAGAUACAAGUUGUUCAUAUUCGGCAGGGAUGAAUUCCCCGGACAAGCUGUGGCCAAUGUCAUUGAUGAAAACAUUAAGCUGUGCAGGAGGCUGAUCCUCAUUAUAGUCCCCGAGUCGCCCAGCUUUGGUCUGCUAAAGAACAUGUCAGAAGAACAAAUCGCCGUCUACAACGCCCUCAUCCAGCUUGGGAUGAAGGUCAUUCUGAUUGAACUGGAGAAGAUUGAGGACUACACCACCAUGCCAGAGUCAAUUCAGUACAUGAGACAGAAGCACGGGGCCAUCCAGUGGAGGGGGGACCUCACAGAGGCAUCUCAGUGUGCCAAGACCAAGUUCUGGAAAAGAGUGAGAUACCACAUGCCGCCCAAAAGGUUCCCGCCUUCCUCCGGUCCACUCACUGAAGCUCGUACCCUGCAAUUUCCCAGCCAGCAAAUGGAGACCAAAAUGGGGCUCAUCAGCCGCUGACUGAGAAUUGUCCCCUCAUGGUAUCUUGUGGCUGGCCAAGGACGCAUUUCAUUUGGGCUCUCUGCCCCAAAGCUUGCUGUUUUGUGCUGCUUGGUUGGUUUGUUUUGAUCAGACUUAGUUUUUUAGGGAAAGACAUCACUUCUCCCGAGGGCCCGUGAACUUAAUGGGUCCUGGAGACUGGUGAGCUCUCACUGAGCAAGGGAUGGAUGUGGCAUUGCGGCCCCAUGGGAAUGGGAUACAGAGGGCUGUCGAAGUGGAUAUACAGAGUCAGAAAGCUUGACUGUGAGUUCUGAAGUUGGAGCUUGGGUAGUCUAGGGAUGGCGGGAGGGCAGUCAGUGACUUGAGGAAGACUGGCCAGAACCACACUUUGUUUCUCCCCACCCAGUGUCCACAGGGCUCUGCUCCCCAGCAGUAUUUGAGGUGCUGGAAUCCCCCUUACUCGCUCCUCCAGGGCAGGCAGACAGCUGUAACCACAGCUUUGGCCUGGUGUCCCUGGAAGCUACUUUGCCGUCAGCUAGAACAGUGGGAGACCCCCCUGGGGUACCACUAUGAGUGUCCUGUGGUCACCCACCCAGGGAAUCCUGUCCUUUGAAAGACUUUACCUGCUAAACCAAAAUAAGUAAGAUUUUUUUUUUUUUUUUUAAAUCAGAGAAUGAACCCCGGGGGCAGUUAACCACUGAGCCACAUCUCCAGCCAGCCUUUAUUGUUUUUUUUAUUUUGAGACAUGGUCUCACUAAGUUGCUGAGGCUGUCUUUGAACUUGUGAUCCUCUGCCUCAGCCUCCUGAGCUGCUGGGAUUAUAGAUGUGUGUCAUCAUGCCUGGCAAGGAGUAAGAAUUUUUUUUGAUUUUUCCUUUUGGACGCAGGAGGUGGAGUAAUUCUGGUCUGAGGAAAGCAACAUGUGUUUUCCCCUAGUGAGUACGCCCUUCUCAAAGGUUAGUUUAUGAUUUAACGAUUUGCCAAUGAUUUUUAAUACUAAGAAUUAGCUGUCAGGCCUCUUCACUACUUUGCAAAACCUAACUUGAGGACAUUAGUUACAGUUGAACUCUCUCAAGCCAUGUUUGAUGAUCCCAAGAUUUAAACAGUGGCCCGUGUUAAGGAAGAGCUAUCCAGGGCUGGAAGUGAGUCAGCCCAGGGACAGGAGGCCAGGCCCAGCCACAGUGGUCCCACGUGGAAGGAGGACAGGGUGGCCAGGAGGGGGCAGGGUCCCACAGGCCUGUGCCCCUGGAGUGUCUGGUGCAGGUGCUACAGAGCCCUCUCCAUUCUUUUAAUUGACAUUUCAAGGUGAUUUAGCAGGAAGCCCUCAUUCAGUAUUGUUAGUUAACACCUGCUUCUAAAAAAGUUAAUUGUGGCAAAAAUAGAUGAACCUAAAAAUUUACCAUCCUAGUUAUUUUUUAAGUGGAUAUUUCAGUGACAUCAAGCACAUGCCCACUGGCUGUGAGAUUGUCAGCACCACUCACCUCGGAGCCUUUCCAUCUUUGCAGACUGAAAUGGUGUGCCCAACAAAUAAGCACCUCCCCCUCCUCCCCCAGACCCUGGCAACCGCCAGUCUUCUGGUCUGUGAGUCUGACCUCACGGAGGUGCAGUGGAGCAGUAUGCAUCUCCCUGUGGCUGGUUAAUUUCGCAGAGCACAGCGCCCUCCAGGUUCAUCCUGUUCUUACACAGCGCCCCCUGUCGUCUUUCCUCCUUUUAACAUGUUUUCUGCCUAGCGGGGAGAGUGAGAGGAGAGCGUAGACUCUACUUCUGGAAAGUCCUCAAAAGCAAGAAGCUUAUCAAGGGACCUUCUCAUCAGCUGCUUGUCAUUUCUUUCUUUGUUUACCACUCUGACAUGGGAAUUCCUCAUGGAGGAUUUGAAGUACAAUACCUUUUCUCUUUCACCUGUUCCCCAUCCCAUCCCCUCACCCUCUAGGUUUUGGUCUGUCCUGGGAGGUUAUCUGCAAUGCUGGAGAAGCUGGGGACUGCAGGCUGGCUGAGGGCAGCUCACAUUACAGUGCCUGGCUUGGAACCUGGCCACACCAGGCAGCCAGCUUGGAGCAGGAGGCACACAUCUCAGGGAGCAGAAAAAUCUGGACUCCAGUCGGGGAGUGAUCACCAGCUCACGCUUUGUAGAGAAUCUGGGGAAUCCCCCUUGUUCUGAUUUGGAACUCCCCUGUCCUUCCCAGUCAUUUCCUCCAAAAGAGGCAGGAAAGCAGAUGCAGUGUCCUUUUCAGGAAGUAGGGGACAAAUUGGGGUGUGUCCUCUCUAAGGGGCUCCUAGUAUGCCUGUGAAUUUCAGGAAAUGAAUUCUCCAGUGACUACUUAUUUAUUCUGAUGGCAUUCACUGGACCUCAGUUGAGACUGGUUGUAGAAAAGAAAUGCGAACUCAUCAGAAGAAAAAGUAUUUUUGGAAAAACCUCUGAUUUAUGGGAGACCCGGGCCUGUUGGAGAAUUCAAUUCCAGAACUUUACUUUUAGGUCAAAAAGCUACCCCCAUCCCAUAUGUGUUUGAAGUUUCUUUCUGUUUAAAAGUAUUCAAGAUGUAUUAUUAAUUCAAGCUGUAAUAAUCUUAAUGGAUUACACUAGCAUAUUUUAAUAUUACUUUUAUUAAAAUAUAUUUUGUGUCUUA
Molecule: messenger RNA, 4487 nt
Organism: Marmota monax (woodchuck)
Lineage: Eukaryota; Metazoa; Chordata; Mammalia; Rodentia; Sciuridae
Gene: Il36r
Product: interleukin 1 receptor like 2
Exons: 11
Coding region: 42-1886 (614 amino acids)
Biological process (GO): signal transduction; regulation of inflammatory response
Molecular function (GO): interleukin-1, type I, activating receptor activity
Source: RefSeq, a predicted model, not a curated record